UCGUGAGAACGACUUCCACCUUAUUAGGCACAAAACUAUUUAUGUCACAACUGAAAGUAAAACAGGACGGAGCAGGGGGUGGAGCAUUUGCUGGUGUCACUGGUGCCAACCUUGUCCUGGCCUCUGUGCCGUGUCGGCUUGCUGCUCUGCACCCCGAGACCUGCCCCAAAAUGUAGUUUUCUGACCCAGAUGCUGUGCUUCUCUUCUGAGUAAUGGUCCAGCAGGCAGAAUGCUGGGGAUGGCACAAAACGCUGGAGCACUGAGCAGGCUGCAGAGCCAGAAAACACACCUGAAAAGUAUUUGUCUGCAGUAUCUGCUUCUGAACAGCCACUGCUUUUGCCUUGUAAAGAAUGGAAUGGGACUAAUCAUCUUCUUCCUAUGUGCUUAUGUUCCAAAGACAGAAGCAGGACGCUGCAAGUGGGAAGAAGUUCUGCAGGAUUUGCAAGCCAUCAAGACAUCCAGAGACAUUGAUGUCAGUUUAUACACUGCCAACGCAGAUGAGGAUGAAGAAUGCCAGGAACUUGUAAUGAGGUGCUUUUUCUUAGAGACAGAAGUGAUAGUUCAAGAAUGUCGUAUCAAAAAUUGCAGUAAAACACAGGAUGUGUGGAACAUUUGGAAAAAUGGGAAUGACAGCUUCGAAAAAAAUAAGUCGGCUUCCACAAAAUCAGAAAAAUGCAAAGAAUGUGAAGAAUAUGAAGAAAAAAAUUUUACAGAAUUUGUACAAAACUUUGAAAAGGUUAUACAAAGGGAUUGCAAACACUGGUCAGAAAGACAUAAGCUGGUAAGCUCAAUUACUUCUUCCGUCCAAGAACUCAAAGUCAAAACUAAAAUAUUUAUGUGAAGACUCUUCUUUGCCCUUUUGUACAAUGCUAGCAUAAGGGCAUUAAAAAUUAUCUCCAGUUUUCUCACUGGAAGAAAUAUCACAAAAAAGAAAUAAAUUAUUUGCCUCCAUAAAACAUCAAAACCAGAAGUGUUUAUUACAUA
This is a messenger RNA of Melozone crissalis (California towhee), 984 nucleotides long. RefSeq names its product interleukin 15 (gene IL15). Gene Ontology annotation, biological process: positive regulation of cytokine production; positive regulation of tyrosine phosphorylation of STAT protein; positive regulation of immune response. Lineage: Eukaryota; Metazoa; Chordata; Aves; Passeriformes; Passerellidae. Bases 230 to 841 code for a protein of 203 amino acids. Gene Ontology annotation, cellular component: extracellular region. Gene Ontology annotation, molecular function: cytokine activity; cytokine receptor binding. The record is from RefSeq and is a predicted model, not a curated record. The transcript has 8 exons.